Molecule: messenger RNA, 2224 nt
Organism: Helianthus annuus (common sunflower)
Lineage: Eukaryota; Viridiplantae; Streptophyta; Magnoliopsida; Asterales; Asteraceae
Product: serine/threonine-protein phosphatase 2A 65 kDa regulatory subunit A beta isoform
Exons: 13
Coding region: 178-1941 (587 amino acids)
Biological process (GO): protein dephosphorylation
Cellular component (GO): cytoplasm; protein phosphatase type 2A complex
Molecular function (GO): protein phosphatase regulator activity; protein binding
Source: RefSeq, a predicted model, not a curated record
AAAAUCCGAGGGGGUGUAGUGUAAAAUAACAUACAUCUCUAGAUCCUGUCCGUCUACACUCGCAUACAUUCAUUCCUUCAAUCAAUCAACCCAAACUUCAUCUCAUCUCUGCUACUCAGAUCCGAUCUCAACCUGGAUCCGCAUUAACCACCGCCGUUUUUCAAAAUACAGACAACUAUGUCGAUGGUGGAUGAGCCUUUGUAUCCCAUAGCAGUACUGAUUGACGAACUAAAGAACGAUGACAUCCAGUUGAGGUUAAAUUCUAUCAGAAAGCUUUCUACGAUUGCACGUGCGUUAGGAGAAGAACGAACCAGGAAGGAAUUGAUUCCUUUCUUGAGUGAAAACAAUGAUGAUGACGAUGAAGUUCUUCUUGCAAUGGCUGAAGAGUUAGGUGUGUUUAUACCUUAUGUUGGAGGACUAGAGUACGCUCAUGUGUUGCUACCUCCUUUGGAAACCCUUUGCACGGUUGAGGAAACAUGCGUGAGAGACAAAGCUGUUGAGUCGCUAUGCAGGAUUGGAUCUCAGAUGAGAGAAACCGAUUUGGUUGAUUGGUUUAUACCUCUUGUUAAGAGGCUGGCAGCUGGUGAAUGGUUUACUGCGCGAGUUUCUGCUUGUGGACUUUUUCACAUCGCGUAUCCUAGUGCAUCGGAGAUGUUGAAGGCGGAAUUGAGGACUAUCUAUAGCCACUUAUGUCAAGAUGAUAUGCCUAUGGUUAGGAGAUCAGCUUCUACAAACUUGGGGAAAUUUGCUGCCACCGUGGAACCAGCUCAUCUCAAGACAGAGAUCAUGCAAAUAUUUGAGGAUCUUACACAAGACGAUCAAGAUUCUGUUCGUUUGCUUGCUGUCGAGGGCUGUGCUGCUCUUGGCAAGUUGUUGGAACCGCAAGAUUGUAUUGCACAUAUUCUUCCUGUGAUUGUCAUCUUUUCUCAGGACAAAUCAUGGCGCGUUCGUUACAUGGUUGCAAAUCAGCUGUAUGAGCUUUGUGAAGCUGUGGGCCCCGAACCUACCAAGACGGAUUUGGUUCCAGCAUACGUGAGGCUGCUUCGUGAUAACGAAGCCGAAGUACGUAUCGCAGCCGCUGGUAAAGUCACCAAAUUCUCUCGCAUUCUUAGUCCGGAACUCGCUGUUCAGCAUAUUCUUCCAUGUGUCAAGGAAUUGUCUUCAGAUUCUUCUCAGCAUGUUAGGUCGGCUCUUGCAUCUGUUAUCAUGGGCAUGGCCCCUGUUUUAGGCAAGGAUUCAACUAUUGAUCAACUUCUCCCUAUAUUUCUGUCACUUCUAAAAGACGAGUUUCCAGAUGUGCGUCUGAAUAUUAUUAGUAAGCUGGAUCAAGUGAAUCAGGUGAUUGGAAUCGAUCUUUUGUCUCAAUCAUUGCUUCCGGCAAUUGUGGAGCUAGCUGAAGAUAGGCAUUGGAGGGUUCGUUUGGCUAUAAUAGAAUACAUACCUUUAUUAGCAAGUCAGUUAGGUGUCGGGUUUUUUGAUGAUAAACUCGGUGCUCUCUGCAUGCAAUGGUUACAGGACAAGGUUUACUCCAUCAGAGAAGCUGCUGCUAACAACCUGAAACGCCUUGCAGAGGAAUUCGGGCCAGAUUGGGCCAUGCAGCAUAUUGUUCCGCAGGUGUUGGAAAUGGUUAACAACCCACAUUACUUGUAUCGUAUGACAAUUCUUAGUGCAAUUUCUUUACUCGCCCCUGUUAUGGGCUCAGAAAUCACAUGUUCUAAGCUGCUUCCUGUGGUCGUUACCCUAGCCAAAGACAGAGUGGCAAAUAUCAGGUUUAAUGUGGCGAAGGUGUUGCAAUCAUUUAUUCCUAUCGUUGACCAAUCUGUGAUGGAGAAGACGGUUAGGCCAUGUUUGGUUGAGCUGGCAGAGGAUCCCGAUGUGGACGUGCGUUAUUUCUCGAAACAAGCACUUGAAGCGAUCGAUCAGGUGAUGAUGUCUACCUAAAGCAAAUUUCCGUCAAAUUUGGUGCCACCGAUUAUCGACAUUGUUGUGAUGUCAAUGUGCUACAUUGUCUUAUACAAGCACCAAACAUAGAUACAAUUAGUCUAUUUUGGCCUCGGUUUUUUGUUUUGAAAUUUAGCAGACGGUAUCAUGUGUCAUGAGUAUGGAUGCGGAUUAAGAUUCUUGUUUAUGUUGUUGAAACUUCGAUGUUUGUUGUCAUAGUGGGUAAUUUUGACAUGUGUUGAUAGCUUUGUUAAUCGAGAAAUGUGCUAGUUUUUGGUUGUUA